AUCACGUGAUCAAAACAAACCGGCCAAAACUGGUGCGUUGUAGAAGAGAUUGGUUGGAAGGAGACUUGCAUUUUCAAGGUUGUUGAAUGUUCAGAGUGGGAGAUGGAGCCCCCUGAUCCAGUAUUGGUACAGCUCGGCAGUUCUAACCUCACCAUAGCCAGUAUACACACCAUAGGGAGUGCCAACCUUACCCCCUUACCACAGAAAAAAAAGUUCAUCUCCAGGGAGGGGUCUGUAGCGGGGACGGACCUGCUGCCAAUUUGCCGAAUCUGUCAGCUCCCCGGGGACUUACCUGACCCCCUGUUCUCACCCUGCCGCUGUUCAGGGUCACUCAGAUUUAUUCAUUACAGUUGUCUGAAGAAAUGGAUAAGCAUUUCCACAAGAAAAACAAAGAAACCCCCCAAGUGUGAAUUGUGCCAAUAUCAGUUUAACAGACACAAGAAAUUCAGGUUUAAGAACUGGCGAUGGCCACGAGUGAAUGCACGAGACAAGUGUCUCCAUCUGGUGUUCCUCGUAAACCUCUUGAUUAUGAUUGGUUGCGCUGUGGCCACUAUUAUGUGUUUUCUCUCAGACAAAGGACAAAUUAACAAACUACCGAAAAACAAAGUAGAACUGACUAUCGAGGAGAUCAUUACGCUGGCCUGUGGGGUCACAUUCUUUGUGGCCUUCUUCAUUGCCAUGACGGUGGAGAUCAAAGCUCGGCACACACUGUAUAAACUGUUCCUCAAAUUCGUAACACAGAACACAGACUGGGCUGUAGAUGCCUAUGAUAAAAGCAAGGAUCCUGGAUAUGGUGGUCCAGUUGCCUAUGUGUGAUUGAGGGACUCACUGUAUGGGGUCAGUUUGUGUGUGGGUGAGAGAUUUUGAGAGUCAUUGGUUAGGGUCACAAAAUAUGAAAAUGAUGGGCCUUUCUUAUUAGAAUUACGGUGUGAAAUUGGAAAGGGGAAAUGUAUAAUGAAUGUAAAUGAGUCACUAGGCAACUGCAUUAAUUAACACGGGUCAUGAAAGUAUGAGAGACUGCAUUGUAUGAGUGGCGCUGUAAGUGGAAAGUGGUUGAACAAAUCUCAUAAGUCCUCCACUAUUUACACACUUAACUUGUGUCUGUGAUAUGUCUGAUGUCCUCCAUUGAUAAUCACCAAUUUUUUUCAUUUAACUUUCUAUUUGUAGUCUUUUGGUUCAUGGAACCAAACAUCUUGAUAUUCAAUUAUUCAAAUACUGAUAAUUGAGGGAAACAUUUUUCAUCAAGUUUGAAGGAAGACUAGGACUUCUAUCAUAAUACAUGUAUCUUAGAACUUCCUGCAGAUCUUUUAUAAAUUUGUUGUGCUAACUAUUCAACAAAUUUUUAGGGGUGACCAUUUGAUUCUGAGAGGGGGAGGGGUGGUGGUGGCAAAUUUUGUUGAGUCAUAUUAUUUAUUGUCUUGCCAUUGCAGGACAGAAUGUUGAUUUCCAAGAUGACCAUGCCGAGACAGAUUAUUUAUUUUCUUCCCUGGAAAAAGUUGAUUGGAAAAAGAAAACAGAAAUUCUGCCUAAUCUCCAAAACUCUAUUUCAGGAUGGGGGAGAGGGAGGGGGGUCAACCAGUCAAGGUGAGAUUAUUUGUUUUCUUCCCAGUGGAGGACAGAUUAUUUUCUUUCAAUGUGAUCAAAGACAAUAUUUACUUUCAAAAUUUGCCAGUACCUCCCCACUUCAGAAUCAAAUGGUCAUCCCCUAAUAUCUUCCUCAGUUUUAUUGAGUACUCCACAUUGGAGUCAAUAUUGCUACAUACUGUGGCAUGGACCAGACCACCAUGAUCCCAUAUUAUCAGUUCCAAACAGAAAAUCUGCGUAUAACAACAGCUCUUUAUAAGUUAAAAUCUCAAUUUCCAGCCUCUCUUUGAAUUGCAGCUGCAUCAUGGUGCUCUGGUCUCCCUUGUUAUGUAAACAGGCUCUUUUCUCUCAUGAGGCUCGAGAUUUUUAAUGAAAUUAAUUUAACAUCAAAGUUUUAUAAAGGAGUAUUUUAUUUUGCUGAAUGCAGUGUUAUUUGAAUGGAGAAGGGUCUGAGUGACAACACACAAUUAUACCCAGAGUAUCUGUAGACAAAAGAUUACCAUGUGUCUCGCACCAUGACGAAUUAGAAAUACAUUUUUGUUCUGAAUGGUCUUCUAACAUGUCCUAGACUUGAUUGUGUAUUAAUCCAGGAAUUUGCAUCAUUAUAAUCUAGUAAUGUUAUAGUAAAAUCACCACAUUUUUAUAUUAUCAAACAUUUUUUCAGCACUUCUUGCAAAUUGAAUCAUUUGUAUAAUAUUCGGGGAUUGAAUUCCUUUUUCACUUUAUCAAUUUUUAUACUUAUCUAUUUUUAUCAAAAGUAGAAAUAGUCGUAUAAAAUUUGGAUUGAGGGGGUUCCCAGAAUGAUGAUACAAGAAGGUAAUUGGUGGAGAACUUUUGACAAUCCUGAAAUGUCUGAAUGUGUUUUCUGUAUUAUAGAAUAUUUUGCUUUUUGAACACUGGAAAACUUCAUUUGGAAUCUGUUUUUUUUAAAGUGAUAUACUGUAUGAACAAUAGCCAAGAUUUUGUACGAGUUUAUUUGCAGAAUGGCUUACAGUGUAAGUCAAGGAAAUGAAGGGGAAGAAAGAUUUUUUACUUUUUUGAUAAAUAUUGCUUUAUUAUUUCUGUAUCUUGUUGCUUGUAGUGCUUUAUUUUUUCCUUUUUUUAGCCAAACUAAAAGUGCUUGCCUCAUUUUAGAACAGUUAGUUAAAAUGUUUGGCAGUCUUGGUGCAUUUUAUUUUAGAAUUAUUGAAAUCAGCCUUCUUGUUUAAUUUUGUCUUUUUUCCUUGUUUGUUUACUUUUAUGAAAAAAAAAUAUUUAUAGAUAAUUUGUUUAUGGUAUUUUAACAAGAGAUUGUACAACUGAAACACAUUGUUUUAUUUAAAUACAGUAUUAAAUGUGCUAAUGUCUUUUAUCCAAAGACAAGGGUCCAUAAUGCAAAUUUAAAAAUAAAGACAAUUAGCUUAGAGUUCAUUGCUCUAUUGAUAGCUUUAAGAUGUUAGUUUUGUUUUAUCACUUAGUUGUUUGAUAGCUUUAACAAUAGGCAUUGCUUCCUCUUUUUAUAGUUAUGAUUUAUCAUUAGAUUGUACUAAUUAUUAACGUGCACCACAUUACACUAAUGUACAUAAGAAGUUUGCUCAAUCCUCCUCCAAAAUCCACUUGCUUUCAGGGACUGACUGUCCAGACCUUAUGUCACAUCACAGGACCAAUGAUUAAGGCAGGAACUGGGGAAAAAAGUGCCUUUCAAGAAAUGUUAAUUGUUCAUCUGUUUUGGUUAGCUUAUAAUACUGCAGCCUUAAUUAAAGCUACAAGAUCACUUAGGUCACGGUAAUGCUUAUGGGCCCUUAUCUUUGUGUCAAUGCACUUGAUACUGUUACAUUUCCAAUUUUCCUACUGAGCAGUUUCUAGUAUCAGAGAAGAAUGCAAAAAUACUCAAAACAUGCUGAAGAUAUCUAACUUUGUUCCUUGGAUUUUCUAAAACAGGAUCUUGGCAAGUGUUCUUGCUACUUUAGUGCAAAAUAGACUUCAUUGAAAUUUAGCAUGUUAUUAUGUUUAAAUCAAAUAUUUAGAAUUAUAUUUGAAUUUAUUAAGAAAGUAUAUUGGUAAAUUGUGAAAUGAUCCUCAGCAAAUUUUGAGUUACUGUAUUUCUGAAAUGCACAGUGCAGGUUUUGGUGGCUACAUUAUUUAUGAGGUGUGUCUAGAGGAGUAUAAUAGAAAAGAGCAACACCAAUGGCACUGUUUCACAAACAUAUUUUGAAAAUUAUAGUGAUAAAUGUUUAUAUUGCUAAAAGACUGACACAUUACCACGCAGUGGUAACACAUUGUGAGACUGGAGGGCUGUGAAGAGAUUUGUAUAAAUUGGAACUGUGCUUCAUAUUGUUAAUGUUUUCUGUGUUUAUAAUUCUACCUAAACUUUUGGUGCAUUUUUCAGUGUGUUUAAUAUAUAAAAUAUAUAUACAUGUAUAUCUGUACAGAAAAUUGUAAAAUACAAAUAUUACUGUAUAAUGUCAUUGAAAAGUUUUAUAAUAAAAUAAUCCAUUGAA
This is a messenger RNA of Saccostrea echinata, 4064 nucleotides long. Its product is annotated as E3 ubiquitin-protein ligase MARCHF8-like. The transcript is spliced from 4 exons. The coding region runs from base 103 to 816 and encodes 237 amino acids. The record is from RefSeq and is a predicted model, not a curated record. Gene Ontology annotation, molecular function: zinc ion binding. NCBI's taxonomy places the organism in Eukaryota, Metazoa, Mollusca, Bivalvia, Ostreida, Ostreidae.